Molecule: messenger RNA, 939 nt
Organism: Pterocles gutturalis (yellow-throated sandgrouse)
Lineage: Eukaryota; Metazoa; Chordata; Aves; Pterocliformes; Pteroclidae
Product: olfactory receptor 2A12-like
Exons: 1
Coding region: 1-939 (312 amino acids)
Biological process (GO): G protein-coupled receptor signaling pathway
Cellular component (GO): membrane
Molecular function (GO): G protein-coupled receptor activity; olfactory receptor activity
Source: RefSeq, a predicted model, not a curated record
AUGCAGAAUGAAACAACUGUCACAGAAUUCAUCCUCCUGGGGUUCUCCAGCAGCCCAGCCCUGCGGCUCUGCCUCUUUGGCCUUUUCACUGUCCUCUACUCUGCCACUUUGAUUGGAAACACACUUGUCUUUGUGCUUAUCUGCCUGGACUACCACCUCCACAGCCCCAUGUACUUCUUCCUCUGCCACCUCUCCAUCGUGGACAUCUGCUACGCCUCCAACAACGUCCCCCAUAUGCUGAGGAACCUCCUUGGACAAGGCCGAACCAUCUCCUUUGCUGGCUGUGGGAUACAGAUACAUCUUUAUUUAAUCUUUGCGCUUACAGAGUGCGUGCUGCUGGCUGUGAUGUCUUGUGAUCGCUAUGUGGCAAUCUGCCAUCCCCUCCGCUAUGCCCUCAUCAUGAACCGGAGGGUGUGCCUCACCCUUGCCACAGCUUCCUGGGCUUUUGGGUUCGUAUUUGGUACACUGCAAGCCUCUCUGGCUUUACACCUGCCUUUCUGUGGCCCCUGUGAGGUUGACCACUUCUUCUGUGAAAUCCUUGCUGUCUUAAAGCUGGCCUGCACUGACAUUACUGCCAAUAAAGUCCUGAUCUUUGCUGUUUGCGUGUGCUUCCUCCUCUUCCCUUUGGCCUUGAUCCUAGUAUCCUACCUGCACAUCCUGGCCACCAUUCUGCGCAUCCACUCUGUGCCAGGAUGGCACAAAACCUUCUCCACCUGUGGCUCCCACCUGACGGUGAUGUGUCUGUUUUAUGGAAACGCCAUCUUCAUGUACAUGGGGCCCGGGAGCAGCAACUCAUCUGGGAGAGAGAAGGUUCUUUCCCUUUUCUACAGUCUCGUCAGCCCCACUUUGAACCCUCUGAUUUACAGCCUGAGGAACCAGCAGGUGAAGGAAGCCUUGCUGAAGCUUCAGAGAAGGAAAAGAGUCUUUCAUUCCAUGUAG